AUGAAACUAGUUACCAUAAUCAACGAACCGCUGAGGCGGCGACAGAUACCGCUUCGGAUUGUUUGCUGCGGAGGAGGAAGAGUAGGACAAGGCAGAAGGGGUAGACAGGCCUCUAAAUCAUGGGUCCCUGAGCGCACAGCGGCGGAAGCCACCGGACAGUCGCUGAGCUGCCCCACAGGAGACCGGAUCCGAAGCAAAGUUGAGCUGACCCGAUACUUGGGCCCUGCUUGCGACCUCACCUUGUUUGACUUCAAGCAGGGUAUCCUGUGCCACCCAGUCCCUAAGAAGCGGAAAAAGCCUUCAAAGCCAGUCAAAGCUCAGCAAUGUCAGAGCGCGCCGCGGAAGGGUGAGGCCAAUGGGAAGGCCCCCGUAGAAGCAGCUAAGGGUGAUGCUGGCACAGCUGCAACUUCGUUCCUUGCACCUGGGUGCUGCGAGAACUGUGGAAUCAGUUUCAUGAUAGAUGGUACCAGGAAGCAGCGGCUUAAGACACUGUGCAAGGACUGCCGAGCACAGAGAAUUGCCUUCAACCGAGAGCAGAGAAUGUUUAAGCGUGUUGGCUGUGGAGAGUGCAAGGCCUGCCAGGUGACCAGGGACUGCGGGACCUGCUCCACCUGCCUCCUGCAGCUGCCCCGGACUGCGGGCUCUGGGCUCUCCUGCAAGUGUGAACAGAGACGCUGCCUCCGGGUUGUGGGGCAGAACAGGAAAUGCGGGUCCUGUGCAGCCUGCCUGCGCCGAUCGGACUGCGGCCACUGCGAUUUUUGCUGUGACAAGCCCAAAUUUGGAGGCAGCAAUCAGAAGCGCCAGAAAUGCCGUUGGCGCCAGUGCCUGCAGUUCGCCAUGAAGCGGCUAUUGCCCAGUGUCUCUGCGGGAUCUGAGGAUGGAACAGAGCUGCCCUCGCCCUGUCGUCGUGGAAGGAAGUCUGUGUCUGCCCACCAGGCCCAGGUGGGGCCUAAUCCGAAGUCUCCCCUUGUCGUACCUGUAAUCCAGCCAGCCCAGGUCCAGACUCCAAUGAAGCAAGAGGCAGGUGGCUUUGUGCUGCCCCCGCCUGGCACUGACCUUGUGUUUCUGCGUGAUGGCACAAGCAGUCCCGUGCCAGUUCCUGGCCCUGCCCCUUCCACAGAAGCUCCAUUGCAGGCAGCAGAGCCGGUCCUGAAACGCGUGAAGCAGGAGCCACCAGACCCGGAGGAGAUCAGGAACGAGUCCACCUCCAACUCGGCCCCAGAGGAGGAGACAGGAGGGGUUGGCACACCUGUGAUCACGGAGAUUUUCAGCCUGGGCGGAAGUCGCUUCCGGGAUACAUCAGCCUGGUUGCAGGGCAGGCACGCGGGAAGGGAAGAUGGCUGUAUAGUAUGGGCAAGCCAGGAGUCCACGCAAGAGCCGGAACCCACGGGCCAGAGCCAGAGCCCACGAGGAUGGCCCAGCGUGCGUGGCAGUCUCCCACCAUCCCCAGCUUCGAUGAUGUGGGGGCGCUGCAGAAGAAGUUGGUGCCUGUCAUCACAGACUUAA
This is a messenger RNA of Elephantulus edwardii (Cape elephant shrew), 1506 nucleotides long. RefSeq names its product methyl-CpG-binding domain protein 1-like. NCBI's taxonomy places the organism in Eukaryota, Metazoa, Chordata, Mammalia, Macroscelidea, Macroscelididae. The record is from RefSeq and is a predicted model, not a curated record. Gene Ontology annotation, molecular function: DNA binding; zinc ion binding.